Molecule: messenger RNA, 1216 nt
Organism: Lutra lutra (Eurasian river otter)
Lineage: Eukaryota; Metazoa; Chordata; Mammalia; Carnivora; Mustelidae
Gene: NSMCE2
Product: NSE2 (MMS21) homolog, SMC5-SMC6 complex SUMO ligase
Exons: 8
Coding region: 156-983 (275 amino acids)
Biological process (GO): double-strand break repair via homologous recombination; protein sumoylation; protein ubiquitination
Cellular component (GO): Smc5-Smc6 complex; nucleus
Molecular function (GO): ubiquitin-protein transferase activity; zinc ion binding; SUMO ligase activity
Source: RefSeq, a predicted model, not a curated record
UGACCGCUGGCGGGCGACGGCUGAUGACGCCCGAGCCCGCGCUCGCAGUUUCAGCGACUGGGGAAGGGAGUUGAGGAAGGAGUUGGGGUUCGGGUGUGGGCAGUCCGGGUGCAGCGAGACCGAGCUGGGUCGGGCGUCCAGGUAAUAAUUUCAAGAUGCCCGGACGUUCCAGUUCAAGUUCAGGUUCAACUGGUUUUAUAUCCUUCAGUGGUAUAGAAUCUGCUCUCUCCUCUUUGAAAAACUUCCAAUCCUGUAUCAGCUCUGGAAUGGAUACAGCUUCUAGUGUUGCCUUGGAUCUAGUGGAAACUCAGACUGAAGUGAGUAGUGAAUACAGUAUGGACAAGGCAAUGGUCGAAUUGGCCAUGAUGGAUCGGGAACUAAGCCAUUACGUAAAGGCUGUUCAGUCUGCAAUAAGUCAUGUAAAAGAAGAACGUCCAGAACAAAUACCAGAUCUUAAAUUAUUAGUGGAGAAGAAAUUUUUGGCUUUACAGAAUAAGAAUUGUGAUGCAGACUUUCAAAAUAAUGCAAAAUUUGUACAGUUUAAACAGCAGCUGAAAGAACUAAAGAAGCAAUCAGCAAAACCUAAAGAAGAUGGAGGACACAAUGAGGUCGACAAGAUUAAGGAUAAGGAUGCAAGUAGAGCAGGCAAUGAACGAGAUGGUCUUCAAGCCGACAGAGAGGCCGAUGGAAUAGAAGGAGUUGAUGAAGACAUGAUUGUGACCCAAAGUCAGACCAACUUCAUCUGCCCCAUUACUCAGGUGGAAAUGAAGAAGCCGGUGAAAAAUAAAGUGUGCGGACACACCUAUGAAGAGGAAGCCAUUGUGCGCAUGAUUGAGUCCAAACACAGGCGGAAGAAAAAGGCCUGUUGCCCCAAAAUUGGCUGUAGCCACACAGAUGUGAGAAUGUCUGAUCUCAUCCAGGAUGAAGCACUCAGAAGGGCUAUUGAGAGCCAUAACAAGAAGAAGAAUCGCCCAUCCGAGUAGGAGAAACUCACCUCCCUGCAGGGAUGUCCGCAGCCUACCUCCUACCCCAGCCAUCUGGAGAGAGCAGUGCUCCUCAGAGCACCUUGCCAGGCUGCAUAGCAUACUUUGUUGGGGUAAAACUUGAAGGUUUUAAGUGUAAUUGGAAGCCUUUUUCUAUGUCACAGCAAAAAUCCAAGCAUAUUAUAUUGUUUAUUUUUGAGUGGUCUAUAAUUUUAAAUAAAACUUUGAUUAUC